Pollicipes pollicipes is the source of this 1557-nucleotide messenger RNA. It is a transcript of the gene eIF2alpha, whose product is annotated as eukaryotic translation initiation factor 2 subunit alpha. Gene Ontology annotation, molecular function: RNA binding; translation initiation factor activity; ribosome binding. Gene Ontology annotation, cellular component: eukaryotic 48S preinitiation complex; eukaryotic translation initiation factor 2 complex. The record is from RefSeq and is a predicted model, not a curated record. The transcript has 7 exons. The coding region runs from base 172 to 1149 and encodes 325 amino acids. Gene Ontology annotation, biological process: translational initiation. Lineage: Eukaryota; Metazoa; Arthropoda; Thecostraca; Pollicipedomorpha; Pollicipedidae.
CGGUACGCUAUCGUUGUCCUUUUCUCGCUGGUGUUGGCAGUGUAUGUGCGCGAGUCUUACGAUUUCCGAUUUUUGGAAAAAUCACACUAUUCAGUAUUUCCUUCGUUGUUUGUAGAGCUGAUUGCGUUUAGAGAGAUUUAAUUGAUCAGCAGCAACAAAAGUGGCACCACCAUGCAGCUGUCGUGCCGCUUCUACUCGGAGAAGUUCCCCGAGAUCGACGACGUGGUGAUGGUGACGGUGCGCCAGAUCGCCGAGAUGGGCGCUUACGUCCGCCUGCUCGAGUACAACAACAUCGAGGGCAUGAUCCUGCUGUCGGAGCUGUCGCGACGCCGCAUCCGCUCCAUCAACAAGCUGAUCCGUGUCGGCAAGACCGAGCCCGUCGUCGUCAUGCGGGUAGACAAAGACAAAGGGUACAUCGACCUGUCGAAGCGACGUGUGUCGCCCGAGGGCAUCGAGGAGUGCACCGAGAAGUACUCCAAGGCCAAGGCGGUGCAGUCCAUCCUGCGGCAUGUGGCCGAGCUGCUGGAGUAUGAGACCGACGAACAAUUCGAGGAACUCUAUCGCAAGACGGCCUGGCACUUCGAGGAGAAGAGCAAGAAGCAGGGGUCUGCGUACGACGUGUUCAAACAGGCGGUCAACGAGCCCUCGCUUCUGGACGAGUGUGAGCUCGACCAGGCCACCAAGGACAUGCUGCUGCUCAACAUCCAGCGGAAGUUGACACUGGCCUCGGUCAAGAUCCGAGCGGACAUCGAGGUGGCCUGCUACGGCUAUGAGGGAAUCGACGCCGUCAAGGACGCGCUGCGGGCCGGCCUGGCCUGCUCCACAGACGACAUGCCCAUCAAGAUCAACCUCAUAGCCCCGCCACUGUACGUCAUGACGACCAACACGCCAGAGAAGCAGGAUGGCCUCAGAGUAUUGGAAGCUGCCUGCGAAGCCAUCAAGAACAGCAUUAAAACGCAGGGCGGGAAGUUCGAGAUCAAGAUGGCGCCCAAGAUCGUGACGGACGUGGACGAGGCCGACCUGCAGAAGCAGAUGGACACGGCCGAGGCGGAAACCCGCCAGGUGGCCGGCGACGACUCGGCCAGCGGCUCCGGCUCCGGCUCCGACGGCGAGGGAGACGGCGACGGCGACGCCGCGGCCGCCGAGUGACGGCCGGAUGGCCGCGGCCGCCGUGCCGGGGCUGGCGGCGCCCCUCCGACGACAGGCGCAGAGCGGACCCCGCGCGCGCACCUGGGGCUGACCGCCGCCAAGACCGGGCCCGUCCGCCGACGACUGACGGCCGGCGGCGCGUGCGAGGUGCCCCGGCGGCAGUUGACUGACGUGGUGGCGAUCUGAGGCGCGCGGUGGGUGGCUGGCACUCCGCCCGUCCGCGCGGCGGCGGCGGCCGGCGCUGCUGGGCCGGUCGCGCCGGCCCAUCCGCCGGGGCUCUGGAAUCAUUGCCGCGCUUCGUCGCCCCGGACGCUUUUAUAUUCCUGCAUUGCUGUUGACCAUCGCUGUGGGUGUGGCGGCGCUCUGGCCGGACGUCGCGCUGGUGACAGAAUAGACGUCGAUCGUGAU